Ochotona princeps (American pika) is the source of this 966-nucleotide messenger RNA. RefSeq names its product REST corepressor 1-like. Gene Ontology annotation, biological process: negative regulation of DNA-templated transcription; regulation of transcription by RNA polymerase II. NCBI's taxonomy places the organism in Eukaryota, Metazoa, Chordata, Mammalia, Lagomorpha, Ochotonidae. The record is from RefSeq and is a predicted model, not a curated record. The transcript has a single exon. The coding region runs from base 1 to 966 and encodes 321 amino acids. Gene Ontology annotation, molecular function: transcription corepressor activity. Gene Ontology annotation, cellular component: transcription regulator complex; histone deacetylase complex.
AUGGUGGGGACGCACCCUGCCGUCACAGAGAAGAGCCAAAGGAGCAAAAACCCGGCCGCUUCGGGCUUGUCCAGCGACAAAGAGCAUGAUGGCGCUGGCAAGCGGAUCGGACCCCACAACCAAGCCACGAUUCCAGACUUCGACCCCGCCAAACUAGCAAGACGCAGUGAAGAGCGAGACAAUGUGGACAUGCUGGUGUGGUCACCGAAUCCGAGACUCUCUGAGGCAAAACUGGACGAAUACAUCGCCAUCGCCAAGGAGAGGCACGGCUACAACACGGAGCAGGCUCUUGGGAUCCUCUUAAGCCGUAAGCACGACAUUGAAAAGGCACUGGCAGAUCUACCCAACCUCACCCCGUUCCUAGACGAGUGGAGUGUGGAAGAUAAAGUCUUAUUUGAGCAAGCCUUUAGAUUUCACGGAAAGGCAUUUCACAGAAUUCAGCAGAUACUUCCUGAUAAACCCAUUGCAAGUCUGGUGAAGUUUUACUACUCUUGGAAGAAGACGAGAGCUAAAACCAGUGUGUUGGAUCGCCAUGCGCAAAAACGAAAGCGAGAGUGGGAGGAGAGUGAAGACGAACUGGAAGAGACAAACGGAAAUAAUCCUAUCGACAUGGAGGUUGAUCAAAAUAAGGAAAGCAAAAAUUGGGUCAAAGAAAACAGCGCACAGGCUAAAAACCAGACACGGAGAAAACCUCCAAAAGGCAUGUUUCUUUCUCGAGAAGAUGUGGAGGCUGUGUCUGCCAGUGAGUCUGCUGCCACCACGGCACUGAGGCAGCUGGACAUGGAGCUGGUCUCCAUCAGGCGACAGAUUCAAACUAUUAAACAGACAAACAGUGCCCUCAAAGAGAAGCUGGAUGCUGGGAUUGAACAGUACCGUCCCCCACGUUCUGCAAUGCACCAGAAGAAAUGCAGCAUGAUCACAACUCAUGGUGUAUUUCAGAAAAAUCUACAGGGAAAUGUGAAUUAA